UUAGGGGAAAGAUCGUCGGAAGAAGUUGUUCUCUGUACCCAAACUUGAUAAGGAUGUUGAGCACUCGAGGAACAAAGACAGUGCGCUUGCAGAGAAAAAAAACUGGACUGGACUUCAGUGUGAAGGGUGGGAACGAACAUGGCAUCCCUAUAGUAGUGUCCUGGAUCAAGGAAGGUGGAGCAGCAUCCACUCAUCUUCGGUUGGGGGAUGAGGUUCUGGCAGUGAACGGGCACACUCUGCAGGGACUGUCACACACUGAGGCUGUGCUUCUGCUCAGAGCAACUGGACCAACCGUUGUACUCAGAGUCAAACCAAACCAAACGCUAGAAGAUGUGUUUUCAUCAAACCAGCACACUUGGUCGGUUCCAGGGACACCUGUCAAGCUAACCAGUGACACUAUUCUCCAUCAAGCUACAUCACCAGCAGCCACCAAAUCACACCCUCUGCCCCAAGGUUGGGCGCAAAAAGUCGAUCAAAAAACUGGGAGAGCAUACUUUGAAAAUGAAUACACACAAAGUACCACAUGGACUGAUCCAUGUACUUUGACCUCUGUGCCGCUCGGAGAGUUCCAGUGGAAUCAGCUACCCCCUGGCUGGGAGCGUUAUUUGGACCACCAGGGAGAUAUCUACUAUGUCAACCAUGACACCCAGACCACCCAUUGGGACUGCCCCUGGGGGAUGCGGCAGCAGAGGCAACUGGAGGAGUUGCGCACCUUUGUUCAGGCUGAAAGAUACAAGCUAAAGGCUGAUGAGGAAAAACUGAAACAAAACAGAGAGGCUUUGCUCGAGAAAAACAGAAUGCUGGAUGAUCCAAAUCUCUCCAUUCCGUCUCCCCAGGAUGAUGCAGAAAAUUUGGAAGAUGAUACAUAUGAUCUUUAUGAUGACAUUAUCUUACUCAAUGAGGAGGUUGAACUGUUGGAUUUAAACGUGUGCAGAACGCGAGGUCACCUCAAGAAGCUCGGGGUCGUGCUCAGGCAUGCUCAGAACGAGGAUGUAGGAGAGACUGACAAGUACAGGGCGGCUGCCGAGUUAGCCGUUGCCUUAGUAACACAGUUUGCUAAGUAUAAGAGCCUGGAAGGACAGUUGAACAAGCUGGUUGAAUGUAUUAGUGAGCUCCAAAAGAAAGCUGGAAUGAAUGCUACACCUCUCUCAUACAUGCUGCAGUUGCCACCUAUCCUAAGCACUGAAGAGGUGGAGGAGCUGGAGAAAUGGUUGCAUGUCCUCCCUGACAAGCUAACGGGAAAGACCAACUGUGAGAUGAGAGUUGAGCUGUGCCUUCUUGAAGAGUGCUACACGUAUGGUGAGGGUCUCCUGCACAAGUUGAUGUCAUUCCUCAGUCGAGCGGCUACGUCCCAUGGUGGCUGGGAGAAGCUAAUGGAGGAGCUAGCUGGUUGUGACUUCUCACCAAUCAAUGACCACUGGCUCAAAACAGAGUUUAGGGAGAAGCUACAGAAACUGUUAACAUUUUGAAUUCUUCAAGGAGCUAGAAGCUACAAAAGCUAUUGACAUUUUGAAUUCUUCAACUUGCUUUUAUAUCUGUAUGUUUAACUGGUCGAUCAUGA
This is a messenger RNA of Halichondria panicea, 1561 nucleotides long. RefSeq lists its product as uncharacterized. The record is from RefSeq and is a predicted model, not a curated record. Gene Ontology annotation, biological process: signal transduction. The coding region runs from base 54 to 1469 and encodes 471 amino acids. The transcript has 8 exons. Gene Ontology annotation, molecular function: protein binding. NCBI's taxonomy places the organism in Eukaryota, Metazoa, Porifera, Demospongiae, Suberitida, Halichondriidae. Gene Ontology annotation, cellular component: cytoplasm.